This is a messenger RNA of Parnassius apollo (apollo), 678 nucleotides long. NCBI's taxonomy places the organism in Eukaryota, Metazoa, Arthropoda, Insecta, Lepidoptera, Papilionidae. The record is from the annotation of a GenBank genome assembly.
AUGGAGAAAAAGAUAGUGCGCAAAGGGCCGCUGCCUGGAAGUCGCCAGGGCGCGUCUGGAGCUGGCGCUGGACGCGACAGCAUGCGGGCUGCCAGCCGAGCGCGGGGUGUUGCAAGUCCACCUAGCAGCCCCCCGCAUCCAUCAUCCCCCCCAGAAGGCUUGGUGUCGGCUGGGUCUUCUCGGACUCAGCAAGCGGCACCCGCCGCUGGUGGAGCACGUCGCAUGCGUUGGUCUAAAUCAAUGAAUGAAAACGCACUGCGGGCGUAUUUUAGGGCAAAAGGGGAAGAAACUGGAUGUUUGGCGUAUCGGGCUCGGAUGCAUCGCUUUUUUGCAGAGCUGGAGCCAUCUCUAUCCGUCACUGAGCAAAACCUGGCAGACCGAGUUAGGUACAUCCUGCGCUCCAACAUAUUUGGUGACGCCGAACUCGAGCGACUACGACGUGAGGCUAUUCCUUCAUCGAAUGAAAAUGCUACGGCUGGAAAUGCGGCGCCACUAGAUGCGCAACAAACUGCAUAUGUGGAUGCUGCCGUCAACAUUCCAUUUGUGGCUAAUUCAGACGAUGAUGGAAUAGUCUCCCACGAACUAGAGAAAAUGAGGAGCAUAUUGGAAGAGUCGAUGCUGGAAACGCGCAGCAUGCCUCUCGAAAAUCGACCGCGACUUCCCCCGCAUACCCCUUAG